This is a messenger RNA of Lathyrus sativus (Indian pea), 1299 nucleotides long. The record is from the annotation of a GenBank genome assembly. NCBI's taxonomy places the organism in Eukaryota, Viridiplantae, Streptophyta, Magnoliopsida, Fabales, Fabaceae.
AUGUCAUCUCUUGCUUCUUUAGAUGUACCACAUAGUAGUUCCCCGGAGCUAUCAUCGAUUUCCAAGUACCUUCCAAGUCUCAGAAGUCUUUGGGUGGAAUGCAGCUCAGAAGAUCGGCUUUCUCAUGAUACAACAAUAAUUUUAGAGGCAUUAUAUGCCAUAAAUUCUCGAUUGGAACCAAUGGCAACCACAUCACAAGUAUCAAAAAAUUCCUUGAAAUCUCUUUUCAUUCAACUGGGAAUGAAUUGCCAAGUGGCCAAUAUUCUGAAAGAGAAAGUUUUACAGUAUAUGACUGGCUAUGAGAGCGGUGGUUGUGUGCUUCUGGGUGAUAGUUAUCCCGAUUGGUUAAGCUUCAGUUGUGAUGGUUCUUCUGUUACUUUUGAAGUUCCUCAAGUAGAAGGGCAUAACUUAAAGUCAAUGAUCUGCAUUGCCGAUUCAUCAACUUCGGAUAACAUAACAUCGGAUGGUCUUAAAAAUGUGUUGGUGAAAAAUUACACAAAGGCCACCAUUCAGCUCUAUAAGAAAGAGACAUUAGCUUCCUUUAAGGAUGAGGAGGGGGAGAGAGUAGUAUCAAGUAUAGAUCCUGGAGACAGAGUGGAAGUUGUUGUUGUUUUUAGAAAUGGUUUCAUUGUGAAGAAAACUACAGUUUAUCUCGUAUAUGAUGAACCGAUGGGAGAAAAAAAGGAACAAUGCGAAGCACCAGAAGAAAAUACGGUUGCUUGUACUGUUGAUGAAAAUGAAAGCAUACAAUGUGAAGCACCAGAAGAAAGUACGGUUUCUUGUAGUGUUGAUGAAAAUGAAAGCAUACUAUGCGAAGCACUAGAAGAAAAUAUGGUUGCUUGUAGUGUUGAUGAAAAUGAAAGAAUACAAUGCGAAGCACCAGAAAGAAAUACGGUUUCUUGUAGUGUUGAUGAAAAUGAAAGCAUCCUAUGCGAAGCACCAGAUGAAAAUACAGUUGCUUGUAGUGUUGAUAAUGAAAGCAUACAAUUCGAAGCACCAGAAGAAAAUGCGGUUUCUUGUAGUGUUGAGGAAAAUGAAAGCAUACAAUGCGAAGCACCAGAAGAAAACACUAUUGCUGGUAGUGUUGAUGAAAAUGAAAGCAUACAAUGCGAAGCACCAGAAGAAAAAACUAAUGCUUGUAGUGCUGAUGAAAAUGAAAGCAUGGUCAGGACAAGCUCUCCACAAGUGGAACUCGUGAAAGAAAAUGUUGGCACUGGUAAUUGUUGUGGAUUUGUCGAGAAUGGUUUUAGACAGUGGAUUACAAAUUUUAUGUGUAGAUUAGUGGAGUGUUGGAGAUAG